AUCCUCCGCCGACCCUGCAAUAUUAAGGUAUACGUUGUAAAGAAUAUAGGAUGUCGUUUAUAGCUCACAUGCUCUGGGCUACCUUCGCAUAUGAUAGAUUCCAAUCUUCCAGAAAUGGUUUUCCGCCGCGCGAAUCAUAUACUAGUGGCUCAUCCCCUGCACCUUUCGGAGACUGUCCGUACGAAUAUGCGAGAUCAUCGUGGGUCACAGCAACAACACUUAAAUAGGCUUUCACAAUUUGGGUCUGUGAAGGCUGAUUACAAACAAAAUCGAUCUAAUCUAACUACCAUAAUUUCGGCGAAAAGGGUGUCUGCCCAUCCUCAACCCAAAACAGUAUCAGGAGGGGACAGAACCAAGAGCGCACAAGCCACCGGAAAAGGGGGCAUGCGCUUAUCUAUGCUCUUCGGGGAAGUACUAUCCCAGAACCAAACUACAACUUCCCCGAGUGUCAGCCGACUCCACUAUUUUCCGGAAGAUCCUGGAGUCUGGAGGAUUAUUAUGUUUCCUCACGUGCUCCACAGGACCCUAUUCCAGCGGAGUUACCAUUUCCAUGCUGCUGGAAGAACAAUUCCACUGGAAGAUCUUCCUCAAGUGGUUUGGAACGGCUGAUACUGAUCCUGGACCAAAUCCCGUUCCCAUGCCAUCGAUACAUGCGUCGCCCUUCCACCAGCGAACGUUGGGAUGUGAACUGAUCAAUUAUGCUUCCAUUACGACGGUCUCAACCGUCUAUUAUCCUAUUACCCGCCAACAAAGAACACAAGUUAUCCACCAAGCCACAAAGCUAUUGAAACAUGAAAAUGGCUCUAUUCUCUCAUCAUCGAAUUUCGGCAGCCAUCGGACAAUAUCGGAGAUGACCACAAAGGACAAUAAGGUUACGACUUUUAAUGAAUGGAACCACGGACCACCAUGCUCCGUGAGAAGGUAAAUGGAGCUGACAUGAAUGGCUUCAGUUGAAAAAGAAAAGCUUACCCUCCC
This is a messenger RNA of Aspergillus pseudotamarii, 975 nucleotides long. RefSeq lists its product as uncharacterized. The record is from RefSeq and is a predicted model, not a curated record. The coding region runs from base 91 to 609 and encodes 172 amino acids. NCBI's taxonomy places the organism in Eukaryota, Fungi, Ascomycota, Eurotiomycetes, Eurotiales, Aspergillaceae. The transcript is spliced from 2 exons.